Salpingoeca rosetta is the source of this 2097-nucleotide messenger RNA. RefSeq lists its product as uncharacterized. Lineage: Eukaryota; Choanoflagellata; Craspedida; Salpingoecidae. Gene Ontology annotation, molecular function: SNARE binding; guanyl-nucleotide exchange factor activity. The transcript is spliced from 8 exons. The coding region runs from base 104 to 1747 and encodes 547 amino acids. Gene Ontology annotation, cellular component: tubular endosome; late endosome; transport vesicle. Gene Ontology annotation, biological process: early endosome to late endosome transport. The record is from RefSeq and is a predicted model, not a curated record.
CGAAGAAGGACCCUCUUCUGUUUGCUUCUUGCUCAGACGACGACAGCCACCACACAACACACACCGUCCUUCCACCCAUCAUCCACCUGCGUGUUCAACCAUCAUGGCUGAUGACGACGCGGACAGGUUGUUGGACGUGGACCACAAUGACUUGUUCCGAGCACUGCAGACCAACCUCCACAAAGUGUGGCAGCAAGCACAGGAGAACUGCUGGGUCGUGUGCAUCCCAAGGCCGUCCAUCUCCAACAACAUUCGCCUGACAAAGGACAUUGUGCGACGGCAUGUGUUGCGCCCAUCUCCAGUGUAUAAAGGUCAAUACUUGACGCUGGGAUCCAAGCCACACAAGUUUGAGAUCAAGGGCAAUCAGUUGGUAUCACUUGAUGGCGACGCACCCAUUCGCAUCAUCCACGAAGAGGCGUUCUACAACGAGAACUUUGAGCCGUUCAAAGUGUACUGCAUCGACAACGCCAUUGGCAACGUUACCUACACAAAGGCAAACGAGGGCAGUGAUCUGCUCCAGCUGAAGCGGCUGCCGAGCGGGCGUGCGUAUGUGGAAUGGCUCGACGCCAACGUGGAUGCGGAGAAGAUGCUCCAGUGCCGCCGUCUCGUCCGCGCAUUCAACAUGGAAUACCUCACCGCAAAGGGGUAUGUGCACUAUGUGCGGGAGAAAGUGUCUUCGCUGUGGACGGAUGUGCUGAUGAAAGUGCAGGGCAGCAGGCGUGGGCGCGGCUCCACACACACAUCCACAGACGUCACGCAGUUCUGGGAGGAGGCUGCAGAGUGCUUUGUGCUCGUCGAAUCACACAGGAAACUGCACGGCGUGUAUGUGCGCGAGUGGGAAACGCACGCUGCUGUGCUUCGGUCGGCGUUUCAUCGCUACCAGACCGACCCCGCCCCCCUCGAUGUGUCACGCGCGUUUGAACCACUCGAUCUGACGCAAGCCGUCGCCGCGCUCGCCACCCUCCCCGGCCGCCACUGCCGCCUGGACAAAGACGCGGCGUUGCAGGAGGUGCUGGACCUGAUUUCCGCCGCAGCGGAAUUGCAUAAUGUCACGACAGGCGCCAAGCUCGUGCUUGCCAGCGACGACCUCAUACCGCUGCUAAGCAAAUGCGUUUUGCUCUCGCGAAAGGACAGCCUGUUUGCCGAGCUUGCGUACAUGAAGGAGAUGCGACUGUCCGACACCAACGACACCUCGCAGGCCCAUUUCAACCUCGUCACGCUCGAGGCAGCGCUCACAAACGCCGUGCAGAGCUUUGGCCUCCAGCUGCCCGCCAUAUCCGGCGUUGGCGACACGCCUGUAGCGGCAGAACACACGCGCGGUGGAGGCACUGGUGGUGGUGGUGGUGGUGAUGGGAGUGGCGUGCACUCCGCGCUUAGUGGAGGGCGAGGAAGAAGAGGGGACGGAGGUGUGAGUGGCAGCAAUGCGGGUAUGUCACAGCAGCAAGAUUUGGUGUCAGGGGCGCCUGUGCAAGGCGGUGAUGGGGGUGAUGGACGGAGGGGCUCGGGAGGGAACAACGAGCAAAAACAGAUACAACGACAGCGUGGUGGUGAUGGGAGUGUUCAUGGCAAUGGCGAUGGUGGUGACACCCAGGCGUCCACAGGCAAGACGACGGCCAAGACCAACACCACUGCUGCACCUGCGGAGGUGGUGGUGCUGCCUGAAUUGCAAUCGCGUGUGCGCACGACAGACGGCCAGGCACCGCGCGUAGGCGGUCUCCUCUCCCGCCUCUCGCAGUUCAACUUCUGAUGCGAUGCGCUCUCGUGCUGUGGUGUUGUAGGUGCCGUGGUUGUUGGUGCCGUGGUUGUUCCGUGGUCUUGUGGGUGUCGUGGCUGUGGUGUUGUGGUCGUUCUAGGUGUAGGCUGUAGUUGUGGUUGAUGAGCGAUUUCGUGCGUGGAGCGUCGUGUUGCGGCUUCUUACCAUUUAGACAUGUGUGUCUGAGUGUGAAGGCGUGUUGCAAUGGCGAGGAGAGUAUUGUGUUGUUUGGUUUCAUCUUCGAUUACGCAUCACAUUCCGCUUAUUUCUGUGCUCGGUGCAUCUGUUACAUUGCUCGGCGCCCGGCAGUCGUACGCAUCUUCCAUAAAUGUGAACCACCACCC